GUCAUCAUUUGACACGCCGCAUAUACCCGCACAUCUUGACAAUUUAUAGCAGAGGAAGCAAUGGGCAUUAGAAUUAAAGUUUAUUUCUAAGGUCUCAAUAUAUUAUUUCUAUUCCUUCAAUUUGUUUAUCUUAAAUUUGCAACUGCAAAAAUGGAUAUCGAAGAAUGUAUGAAGGAGUGGCAGGAUUUGCUUGCAGACUACAAACGACUCGAGACUAUAAAUAAGGAUUAUGCAACAAAGUUGGAGGAAGUGGGGGAGCUGCAAGCUGCAUGCGUCAAGGAACUCAAUCAUCAAAGAUAUAGAAUGUCUGUUAUAAAUGGUGCACUCAAGAGAUUAGAAAAGAAAGGUUUGACGAAAGAUGAGCGUGUUGCGAACCUCGAAAAGGAGAUAAUGAAAAGGAAAGCUAUGCUACACGAAAUAGAAGCCACUUUGCCCAAACAGAACAGUCUGUAUUUAAGGAUUAUUCUCGGAAACGUUAAUGUAUCUAUUUUGAAUAAAAAUGACAAAUUCAAAUAUAAAGAUGAAUAUGAAAAGUUCAAGUUAAUACUUAGUGCAAUAGCAUUUGUGUUGGCCGUCGCAAACCUUUAUAUAAAUUUCAGGCCUCUACAAUUGAUAUUAAUAUUCCUUUUGGUAUGGUAUUAUUGUACAUUGACAAUAAGGGAGAGCAUUCUGAAGGUCAAUGGGUCAAGGAUUAAAGGCUGGUGGAGACUGCAUCACUUCAUAUCAACAGUGGUUGCCGGCAUACUGCUCAUCUGGCCGCAGAAUACACCAUGGAAUGAAUUUAGACACACCUUUAUGUGGUUUAUUGCUUAUAUUAGCGUAGUCCAAUUUAUGCAGUUCAGAUAUCAAAGUGGAGUGCUAUAUAGACUUAAAGCGCUGGGCGCAAGACAUAAUAUGGACAUUACUAUAGAAGGCUUCCAUUCAUGGAUGUGGCGCGGACUCUCCUACCUCCUGCCUUUCCUCUUCGGAGGCUACAUAUUCCAACUGUACAUUGCGUACACAUUGUACCAUAUCAGCUAUCAUCCUGAAGCUACAUGGCAGGUGCCAGCGUUAAGCAUAUCAUUCCUGACGAUCGGCAUCGGGAACACGGCCACCACUCUCAUGGUCAUACCACAGAAGCUCAACGAGCAGGUUUCAUAUCUGGCUGUGCUGUUUUUAAUCUUGCACUGUUGCAACAUGUUUACAAUACUUCAGGUAUUGAAAAAGAAAGGCAAAAGCGGUUUGAAACUACGCUACAAAUUGCGCGCUAUUGCAUAUCGCCUUUCCAACGAAUUCGCCGUAUUGGAACAAAAAUGGAGGCAAAAUAAGGUGGAAGCGAAAUCGGAAUAAUCAAAGUAUUAAUAAAUGUGAUUUAACAGAUUGGGCGAAUGAAAUAUCAGUGUUAAGUGGACUAAUAAAAUACCAUUUAU
Messenger RNA from Papilio machaon (common yellow swallowtail), 1409 nucleotides. Its product is annotated as transmembrane protein 120 homolog. Bases 151 to 1329 code for a protein of 392 amino acids. The record is from RefSeq and is a predicted model, not a curated record. The transcript has 9 exons. Gene Ontology annotation, cellular component: membrane. NCBI's taxonomy places the organism in Eukaryota, Metazoa, Arthropoda, Insecta, Lepidoptera, Papilionidae.